UUCAUAUCUGCCAUCUUCUUUUAAUGGGUUGACCAGGAAACAGCCAUCUGAUGCAGACUUUUGCCUGUCUUUACAUAUAUUAUAUAUAUAUAUACGCGAAAGAGACUUCAUGACUCUUUCUUGAAGCCUUCUGAGCUUGUUGUGAGUUCCAAACAGCUCUUCCUGGAGCUUUUUCCUGGUUUGGAUUUCUAAUCCCUAUCAGCAGCUACCAGUUGAAUUUCAACACAAUUUCAUUGAAGUGAGAUGCUCCAACUAGCCUCCUAACCCUCUGAAAACACCCGCCUGAAUUCUCUGCAUUCAACAAAGCAGCCCAAGGAUAAACCCUCCAGUAAAGCCUAUGUGACUGAAGAUAUAGGAGUCUGCUGUCCUGUCCUGAGUUCCCAGCAGUGUGAUUCCUGCUUAACUGCAGAAGGAAGGACUGGGUCCUGGAAAUACUGAAGUAGUUACCUCUUAACACCACCCAACAGAGAUGGAACUUGGUGAGGUUGUUGUGGCAGAACAUCCCGGUGAGAAACAGCGUUACACAGAGCAGAAGUCAAACACCAAGGACCUGCUGGGGAGAAGCGGAAAUUGGCUCUACCAAGUUUUUGGGUAUCUCACAGGAGAAAUGAAGGAGUGUGGAGAGUGGAUGAAAAAUAAGCCCCUGAUGGUUCAGCUGGUGGACUGGAUCUUGCGAGGGACCUCUCAGGUGAUGUUUGUCAACAACCCUCUCAGUGGGCUGAUCAUUUUAGUGGGGCUUUUCAUCCAGAGACCUUGGUGGAUGCUCACAGGCUGUACUGGCACAACUGUGUCGACUCUGACUGCGCUGGUCCUCAGUCAGGACAGAUCAGCCAUUGCAGCUGGACUGCAUGGCUACAAUGGGAUCUUGGUGGGACUGCUCAUGGCUGUCUUCUCUGACAAAGGAGAUUACUACUGGUGGCUUCUUCCUCCUGUGACAGUUAUAUCAAUGGCCUGUCCAAUCCUGUCCAGUGCUUUGGGAUCCAUCUUCAGUAAAUGGGACCUUCCUGUUUUCACUCUGCCCUUCAAUAUUGCGGUGACUUUGUACUUGGCAGCCACAGGACACUACAACCCCUUCUUCCCUACAACCCUCAUCAAGCCUGUAGCAUCAGUGCCCAACAUCACCUGGUCUGCAAUCAAUGUGCCAUUGCUCUUACAAUCCAUCCCAGUUGGCAUCGGUCAAGUGUAUGGUUGUGACAACCCCUGGACUGGAGGCAUUUUCCUUGUUGCUUUGCUCAUCUCCUCCCCACUUAUUUGUUUACAUGCUGCAAUUGGAUCAACAGUGGGGAUGUUUGCAGCUCUGAGCAUUGCAUCACCAUUUGACAGCAUCUACCUUGGCUUACACAAUUACAACUGUGCACUCGCCUGCAUUGCAAUUGGGGGCAUGUUCUAUGCCCUGACCUGGCAGACUCAUUUGCUGUCACUUGCCUGUGCAUUAUUUACUGCGUACUCUGGAGCAGCUCUUGCUAAUGCCUUAUCUGUGGUUGGGCUGCCCCUCUGCACGUGGCCUUUUUGCUUCUCCGCACUCCUCUUUUUGCUGAUAAGCUCAGACAACCCAGCCAUCUACAAAAUCCCCCUCUGCAAAGUCACCUACCCAGAAGCCAACCGGAUCUACUACCUGAGAAUGAAGAGAAGAGCCUCAGAGAGCAAGAGAGAAGAGCAGAAACGAAAGGAGCAGAAGCCCUCCAACAACUCAAAAAUAAACACAGGAGGGACUCCCCUGUGUACUCCCAAAAUCCACCACGCUUACUGAUUUCAGAUAUACACAACUGCAUAGUUUUGUGGUAGCUUUUCAAAUGCUAGCCAGGCAUACCACAGCCACAAACAGCAUCUUUGGCAGCAGUCUGCAGGCUGGGGAUUCAGCAUCCCACAGCCUGGAGGAAACACAAUUUACCCCUCAGCUAAGCUUUCCCAAAUGCACUCUUGUAACAUAAUAAUAGCUGCCUUAUCAAUCCACAUGCUGUUAACUUGAAAGUCACUUCUUAUCAAUAAUAAUUAUAAGGAUAGGUAGAAGAACAUUAAAGCCAACAAGAGGCUGUAUUUAAUUUCAUAUAUGUAAUUUAACAAAAUAAAUAUGCUGAGAAAGCAUUGCUAUCUAAUAAUAAUAAAUAAUGUAAGAACUAUGUCAAGAGCUACCCUUCAAAUUAAGAACAUGCACCUUUGAAAGUGGAAUAAACAGACUGAUCUCUUCC
Molecule: messenger RNA, 2189 nt
Organism: Pezoporus occidentalis (night parrot)
Lineage: Eukaryota; Metazoa; Chordata; Aves; Psittaciformes; Psittacidae
Product: urea transporter 2-like
Exons: 12
Coding region: 470-1750 (426 amino acids)
Biological process (GO): urea transmembrane transport
Cellular component (GO): membrane
Molecular function (GO): urea transmembrane transporter activity
Source: RefSeq, a predicted model, not a curated record